Molecule: messenger RNA, 207 nt
Organism: Dicrocoelium dendriticum
Lineage: Eukaryota; Metazoa; Platyhelminthes; Trematoda; Plagiorchiida; Dicrocoeliidae
Source: the annotation of a GenBank genome assembly
AUGGGUACCAGAGUUGGCAACAAAAAAGACUUGCGCAAUGAUGAGUCUGUUCGUGCUGAUCUAAAGCGAUUGGGUCUUCAGCCAGUGUCAUACGAAGCCGAGUGCUCAGCCAAAACUAAAGAAGGUGUGCGGAAAGUUUUUGAAACUGCUACUAGAGCCGUGCUGGAAUCACGAAAGUCAAGUAAACGGCGCUGCAAGAUACUGUGA